This is a messenger RNA of Psammomys obesus (fat sand rat), 10632 nucleotides long. It is a transcript of the gene Wnk3, whose product is annotated as WNK lysine deficient protein kinase 3. The transcript is spliced from 25 exons. Bases 373 to 5553 code for a protein of 1726 amino acids. Gene Ontology annotation, molecular function: chloride channel inhibitor activity; ATP binding; potassium channel inhibitor activity. Gene Ontology annotation, cellular component: cytoplasm; cytosol. The record is from RefSeq and is a predicted model, not a curated record. Gene Ontology annotation, biological process: intracellular signal transduction; protein phosphorylation; negative regulation of sodium ion transport. NCBI's taxonomy places the organism in Eukaryota, Metazoa, Chordata, Mammalia, Rodentia, Muridae.
UUCAGUACGCGUGCUCCCGGUCAGCUGAGGGGCGAGCGCGAGCUUGGGCUCGCACCCUGUUCCCCCUUACCCCGCCCGCUCUUUCCCUAACCGCGGUUUCAGGCACGGUGGGCUCUCGGGCAGACGCGCGCACGCGCACAGCACUGGGAGAUGAGCUCCAGACUCUGAGGAGGGGAGUAAGAAGCAUCGGAGGAGGCGUUAGAGGAGGAGGUUGUCUCUUCAACUCUAGUGAUUGCUUCCUUUGCUGGGCAGAAGGUUGCUGUGGGAUUAUAUGACCACAUGAAAGGAAGUGUCUUCUCAUAAUUCUGAUACCUGAGAUGUAAGUGGCUGAAGAGUGAAACAGGAAAAAGUUUAGUGCCAACCUUAGUUACAAUGGCCACUGAUUCUGGGGAGCCGGCUAGCACAGAAGAUUCUGAGAAACCUGAUGGAGUUUCCUUUGAAAAUAGGGUUACCCAAGUUGCAGCACCAUUGACUAUAGAAGCUAGAAUAAAGGAAAAAAACAGUACCUCCUCUGCUCCCGAGGAAACCGUUGAAAGAAAGAGAUUUUUCCGAAAGAGUGUUGAGAUGACGGAAGAUGACAAAGUUGCCAAAUCUUCCCCCAGAGAUGAAAGAAUAAAAGCUGCAACAAAUAUUUCAAGAGUAGAUAAACUUCCUACCAAUGUGCUAAGAGGUGGGCAAGAAGUUAAAUAUGAUCAGUGUUCAAAGGCAACUUCAGAAUCCUCAAAAGAUUGCUUCAAAGAGAAAAAUGAAAAGGAAAUGGAGGAAGAAGCAGAAAUGAAGGCUGUAGCAACUUCCCCUAGUGGCAGGUUUCUGAAAUUUGAUAUAGAACUGGGAAGAGGAGCAUUUAAAACCGUUUAUAAAGGACUGGACACUGAAACAUGGGUUGAAGUUGCUUGGUGUGAACUACAGGACCGCAAAUUAACUAAAGCUGAGCAGCAACGGUUCAAAGAAGAAGCAGAGAUGUUAAAAGGCCUCCAGCAUCCCAACAUAGUUCGGUUUUAUGAUUCCUGGGAGUCCAUAUUAAAAGGAAAGAAAUGUAUUGUGUUAGUGACUGAACUAAUGACAUCAGGAACCUUAAAGACGUACUUAAAACGAUUUAAAGUCAUGAAACCAAAGGUCUUAAGAAGCUGGUGCAGGCAAAUUUUAAAAGGAUUACAGUUCUUACACACAAGGACCCCUCCUAUAAUUCACCGGGAUCUGAAAUGUGACAACAUUUUCAUCACAGGACCCACUGGAUCUGUGAAGAUUGGUGAUCUGGGACUUGCAACCUUAAUGCGCACAUCAUUUGCUAAGAGUGUCAUUGGUACUCCUGAGUUUAUGGCUCCAGAGAUGUAUGAAGAACACUAUGAUGAAUCUGUAGAUGUUUAUGCUUUUGGGAUGUGUAUGUUGGAAAUGGCUACUUCGGAGUAUCCAUAUUCCGAGUGCCAGAAUGCAGCUCAAAUAUACCGGAAAGUAACCAGUGGUAUAAAACCAGCCAGCUUCAAUAAAGUCACAGACCCUGAAGUGAAAGAAAUAAUUGAAGGAUGUAUUCGACAAAACAAAUCUGAAAGGUUAUCUAUCAAAGACCUACUAAACCACGCAUUCUUUGUGGAGGAUACUGGACUGAGAGUGGAGUUAGCAGAGGAAGAUGACUGCUCAAAUUCAUCCCUGGCUCUAAGACUCUGGGUUGAAGAUCCUAAAAAAUUAAAAGGCAAACAUAAAGACAAUGAAGCUAUUGAAUUCAGUUUCAAUUUAGAAACAGAUACACCUGAGGAAGUAGCAUAUGAAAUGGUCAAGUCUGGAUUCUUCCAUGAAAGUGAUUCCAAAGCUGUUGCUAAAUCCAUUAGGGACCGUGUGACACUGAUAAAAAAGAUAAGGGAAAAGAAGCCUGCUGGACUCUUGGAGGAUCGCAGGGAAUCCCAGUGCAAGCAUGUGGGGAUUGUAUUUCCUCAGCAGCCAACUGCGACUUUACCACCUGCUCCUGGUCCACACACUGCAGCUGAAUGUGAAGAAACAGAAGUUGAUCAACAUGUUCGACAGCAGCUUCUACAAGGAAAACCACAGCAGCAGCUCUCCUCUGUUAGAGGUGACACUUCAUCCGAGGCAGCAGCUGGAUCGGUUCUACAUUCAGAUAUUUCAAGUCAUCCCACUGUAGCCUCUUCUUCAAACCAGACAACGAGCUCUCAGUUGCACGAGCAGCCAAAGCUGACUCAGUCCCCAGUUUUGCCUGUGGUUCAAGGUCAGUCCUCUGUUAUGCCCAUAUAUGCCACUGGACUUGCAGUUGUUUCACAGUCCCAAAUUUCUCCAUUAACUAUCCAGAAGGUCUCACAGAUAAAGCCUUUAUCUCAACUAACUGGAACUGACCAGCAAGCAGCUCUUCAAAAUCCAGAUGUUGUUCGAGGUAGCUUGAAUCAGGAUGUGACAGCUAUGAAAGAAAACACCAAUAACCCUGAUAACCCAAGUGGGAAUGGCAAACUGGAUCGGAUCAAGCAAAGAAGAACCUCCUGUCCCAGGCCAGAGAAGGCAACUAAAUUUCAACUUACCGUUCUUCAGGUAUCAGUCUCUGGAGACAACAUGGUAGAGUGUCAGCUGGAAACACACAACAACAAGAUGGUCACGUUCAAGUUUGAUGUUGAUGGUGAUGCACCUGAAGAUAUUGCAGACUAUAUGGUUGAAGAUAACUUUGUGUUGGAAAAUGAGAAGGAAAGAUUUGUAGAGGAACUGAGGGCUAUUGUAGGUCAAGCCCAGGAAAUCCUUCAUGUCCAUUCAGCUGCAGAAAAAUCUACUGGUGUUGAUUCUGUUGCUGUGGAAUCCAGCAGUAACCAAGCAGGGUCAUCUGAACAAGUACUGAUAAAUUCUGCAUCCACUCAAACAAGCAAUGAAUCUGCACCUCAAUCAUCCCCAGUUGGUCGCUGGCGAUUUUGUAUCAACCAAACAAUAAAAAAUUGUGAGGCACAGUCUCCUCCUUCCCUUCAGCCAUCCUUGACAACAGUGCAUGGGUUACAGUCAAUUCCUAGUUCAAGUAACACAAAUAAUCAGGAAAUAUCACAGGACACACUGUUCACGAUAGAGAAUAAUCCAGGCCAGCGUGAACUUUUCACCCCCAAAUCAGAACAUGAGGAUAUGGUUGAUGGUAAGAUUUCUGAAUGUGCUAGUUUAGAAACUGAGCAGCCAAGUAUUCUCUAUCAAGUGGAAGAUGACAGGCAGUUAAUGGCACCAGCUACUGAUAAUUCCAGUUAUUCUGCUACUUUGGUGCAUCCAGUUCCAGUUGAAUGUGAGGCACUCACCAGCCAAGCAGAUAUGUCCAUACCUACAUAUCCAUGUCAGCAAGCUGCCAUCCUGACUGAUGUGCUUAUGGAUCAUCCUAGCGAUUUAGUUCAGACUGGUGGCAAUGCUGUUCUAACUUCAGCGGUUGUAUCAUCUGAUCAAGAGCCUCAAUCUUUAUCAGUUCAGGAGCCAACUGCAGAUGUAGAGCUUGUUUCCUUAGAAGGAGAAACCACAGGACACACUGAAACAAAUUCUCCUAAGGCAGUCAUUUCCACUCACACUUCUGGCUUUGAACCAGCUACCCUUCAACCUGCUACUAUCCUGGAAUCAGAUGGGGAACGACCUCCAAAAAUGGAGUUUGCGGACAACCGAAUUAAAACACUGGAUGAAAAAUUAAGAAACCUGCUCUAUCAGGAGCACAGCAUUUCUAACAUCUGUCCUGAGAGUCAGAAGGAUACUCAAAGCGUAGACUCUCCAUUUUCUUCCUCUGCUGAAGAUAUACUAUCUUAUCCGAUGCCAGAAGUCAUAGCUGUCAGUCACUGUGAGACUCAAGAUAGCCCUGCACAAUCCCCGAAUUUCCAACAGGCAGGCUCUAAGAGUCUGUCCAAUGUGGCUGCAAAUCAGCCUGAUCAUAUAUCAGUGUUCAAAAGAGACUUGAAUGUGAUAACUUCUGUGCCCAGCGAGUUGUGUUUACAUGAGAUGUCCCCAGAUGCUUCACUUCCAGGGGAUCCAGAGGCCUAUCCUGCUGCUGUGUCAAGCGAUGGAACCAUUCAUCUGCAGACAGGAGUGGGAACAGAAGAUAAACGAUCAGCAAUUGUUCCUGAUUCCAUUCCACUGACACAGGAGUUCUCAGCUGACACUAGGGCUUUGAGUAGAUGUAAAACGAUGCGUGGAUCAUUUCAACAGGGUCGGUUCCAGGUGAUUACAGUUCCUCAGCAACAGCCAGUGAAAAUGACAUCUUUUAGAAAAGAACAUAGACCACCAUUCAAGAAGGCAACAGUCCAAUCUAGUGAGGAAGCACUAGCCUUUGCUGAAGCUGCAGUGCUGCCUUUGGUCGAAGUGGAACCUUCCAUACCCACUCCAAAGGCUUCAGUUUCUUCACGAAAGUUACGAACUCUUUAUGAAACCUUUAAAGAAGAAAAAGAAAAUCCUGAACAAGAGGACAUCUUAUCUUUGAGCACAGCUAGUGAGCCCAUGACUACAGAAAAGAAUAUGGAAGAAACUUCAACCACAAGAAUUAGUGUGUCAUCUGGGUCUAAACCCUUAGAUAAAGAAAAAGAGGAAUUGAUUCCUGGGAAACAGCCAUGUACUAAGAAAUUUUCAUCCACUCUUCCUGGUAAAGAAAAGUCAGUGGCCAAAACUGGUCCAAAGAGUGAUCAGUAUUUACCACUCCAUGAAGAACAAGCCUGUGCUCAAACACAGAGUUCACACUUCUACUCUCCAUCUUCCCCAAUGAGCAGUGAUGAUGAAUCAGAAAUUGAGGAUGAGGACUUGAAGGUGGAGCUUCAAAGAUUACGAGAAAAACACAUUCAGGAGGUGGUCAGUCUUCAAACACAGCAGAAUAAAGAGUUGCAGGAGCUCUAUGAACGCCUUCGAGCAACUAAAGACAUCAAAGUGCAAUCUUCAGAGGUUCCUUUGCCACCUACAUCGCCACGCAGGCCAAGAUCUUUCAAAAGUAAACUUCGAAGUCGUCCCCAGUCCUUGACACAUUCAGAAAAUGUCGUUAUUGUAAAAGAGGAACUGGGUGAGGGGAAUAAUACAGCGUCGUGCCAGCAAUCUCCAGCCAGUAAAAAGGGGAUGUUUACAGAUGAUUUGCACAAACUUGUGGAUGACUGGACAAAAGAAGCAGUAGGAAAUUUUCCUAGUAAGCCAAGUUUAAACCAACUCAAACAGAGCCAACAGAAAUUAGAGGCAGAAAACUGGAACAAGGUAUAUGAAAUCCCACCUCCAAGAAGUGUUUGUCAUCAUCUUCAGAGUACUCCAUCUACUAUGGGCUACAACACAUCAACCUGGAUCUCUUCUCUCCCCCCAAUUCAUGGAGCUGUCCCAACCUCCUUGCCACAAGGACUCCCACUGCCUUCAUUUCCAGGGCCAUUAUCAUCAUACGGAAUGCCCCAUGUUUGUCAGUAUAAUGCUAUAGGGGCCGCAGGGUAUCCAGUACAAUGGGUAGGAAUUUCGGGAACAACACAGCAGCCUGUAGUGGUUCCUACCCAACCUGGGGGACUCUUCCAGCCCGGGAUGAAUUUGCAGGCAUUUCCAGGUCCAUCAGGGCAGAAUCCAGCUUCCAACCCUCCAGGUCCUAAAUGAAUCCAAGCAAAUGCUGAUGUAAGGGGAGGGAACUUUCAGAACACCUGUGAUACUAAACUUUCUUCUUGAGUUCUGCCAUAUUUUCUCUCAUUUGUGUCUACUUUGAACUGUUUUUGUUGUUGUUGUUGUUGUUGUUGUUGUUCCAAUGUGAUAUCUGAUACAGCUCAUCAUUCUGUAGUAAUGUGCACACAAAAAUGUUUUUUUUUCACUUCAAAUCCUAUCCUCUUUGAUACUUGAUUUAAAAAAAAAUACUGUUCAGAAUGCUUUAAUGAUCUCAGCUUGAGUGUUACCACUUCCAGAAAGGACACCGUCCGUGUGUUGCUGAGACGCUCUCACCCCAUCCCGCCCUCUUUUUUAUGCUGCUGCCAGCAGUUGUAUGGUACUUUUCUUUAAAAUGUGUACAAAAUAUAUAGAUUGGUUCUUCCCAAAUGUGGAUGGUGUAAGAGCCUCCAAUAGCCAAUCUUGUGGAAUUCGUCACAUCUAUCUUAGGUUUACUUUUCACAGAAGGCAGUAACUGGCUGCAGGAAAUGUUUUGAUGGAUAAAUUUAGUAUACUUUUCCAAGCAGUACAGAACAUGAGUGUUUUAAUGUGAUUUUCUUCCCGUCAUCACAGCAGUAGGAGUGAGGGCUUGUUUUGAGUGAGGCGGAGGGAAAAGAAAGCAGAACUGUAACAGUUCCUUGAACCUACAGCUACCAGAGCUGCUUCUGGGUUCCAGUAAUAACCCAAAGCAGCCAUCUUUUCUCAUGUGCACACUCCAUUGGUUUUAAGCAUUUGAAAGGCACUGGUUUGGCUUGCAUUCUUUUGCUAGACAUUGCAGCUAAUGUGAAUCUCAUUUGGGGGUAAUCCUUAUAAUCCUAACCAAGGAGAUUCAGGUUAACACUUUUGUUAAUCCAUUCUUCUAAAGUGAAAUGUACUUGACACACUAGGGUUUGUAGCUUUUGAGACUUUUACAUAAAACACUGGCUUUACAGGGUUCUAAGAGAUGUACGGUACAUCUCUUAGAUGCAGUGAAAUAGUACACCCUAGAAUCAUAUUAUUUAAAUUGCCUUUAACCUGUUUUGAUGACAAUUUGGGGGUUGUUCUAAUUUCUUACUAGUAGCUGUAGUCUUAGAGCAUUUUAGAUCAUUUGUCAGCCUCUUGAGAAUUUGAGAGACUUCACUGUCAAGUUGCACUUUACUGGGUUUUAUCCAGUUUUAGGAGGAAGGGAGGCAGUGUCAAAAUGUACACCUUUGGUUUUUAGGAAGGUUCACUUUAGUAAUCUUAAAGAUCGCCUACUUACUAUUCAGUCUGUGAAAACCCAAAAUAGACUUUUUACAUGGUGUAUAUCAAAUCCUCCCUAUACGUGUUCAAAUGACUUACCAUUCACUGAAUCUUUGAAAGUCAUUUCUAAUACAUGUUUUCCUAUUUAGGAAUUCUCUUGGUAACCAUUCCAACUUGUGAUCUUUGUUUUUGUUAACAGGUUUUCCUCCAUAUUCCUCUAAAAACUUACCCCUGUGGGCUUGCCGGGAAGUGAGAAAAACUUAAUGGGUGUGCUUCUUUUAUUCAUACAGUGUACUUUGUGACAUUCAGUACCCUUUUUUAAAAUUGUCUUUUAGUGCUAACCUAAAGAUCACACCCAUCAUCACAUUUUUGUCACUGUUACUGAGGGUAGUCUGUGGAUUGCUAUUGGUAAGAGCCACAGUUUCUUUUCCUAAAACAUCCUGUUUUGGAUUAGUCCAGAGCUUAUGCACAGAUUCCUCAAAUUCCUUCUAUGGUAUUGCUUCACAGGUUGAAGUGAUUUUUAGGAUAUUAAUGUAGUGUACUUGUUUUCCACAAGUACAAAAAACAAUGCUCCUAAAAUCCAUAGUUCUUUAAAACUGUCCUUGUUUCAUUAUCAGUUGAUUUUUGUGUAAUUAUAUUGGGCUAACUAACCUAUAACAUAAAACACUACAGGUUUUAAAGAUUGGAUCAUCUCUAAUCACAAUCAUUUUAAACAGUAUGCCCCACUGUGAAAAAAGCCCCACAGAUGACAUGUACAAUCCCAUUUACUAAUGGCUGCUCUACAUAGUAUGUCCUGUGUUUCGUUAAACAUCUCAGUUUUACAUAUAAUUCAUCAUUCUUGUUUGCCUGCAGAUGUUUGCAGUGCCUUGUAAUAUUUAGAAUCUUUUCAGGUUUUGCUGGAAAGAAAAGUCAUCUUCUACAGUUUGAAGAUGGGAAUAGUGUACUGCUGUCUCCAUGCUGACUGCAGUAUCUGGGUUAACAUAUAUGUUACAUAUACAUUAUGUAUAUGUAAUGUGUAGAAGUUAAAGUGUACAGAAAAAGAAGAGUGUGCAGAAAUGAAGAAAACAAUGUUAUUUGCUUUGCUGUGGGGUUUUCUUUACUUUUCCUCAUUACUUUUUGAUUUGAUUCAGAUUACAGUCACUUUGAUUGUAAAUAUUGGUUAGUUUUCUAGAAUGGGGAUUUUGUAUUAUUUCAUAAUUUUGCUAAGUCUUAGAAUAAUGUUGUUUCCAUUUUUGCCUGAAGUACUUUUCCUCCCCCAUAAAUAAUAAAUUCCAGAUAACACUCAGAAGUUCCCAUUUCCUUUGACAAAGAGCCUAGUGCAUAUAAUGGGCCUUCUGUUCAUUUCUAGAAAGCAUGAAAACCUAUCCUUUUCAUUUUCUUUCUUGUAGUCAACAUAAAGGUUGCACUUAACCACCAUUUAUCAAGUUUCCUUGGGAGAUAGUCUAAAGGUCCAGCCACUCUGUUUACCUCUCCAAGUGCAUAGCUGAUGAGCAGCGUUGUGUCUUCAUGUGUGGUACCGUGAGCACUUCACCAUGAAGUACUGCUGUUGUAUCUGUGAAGUUAAGUAUAACAUCUUAAGACUGUGAAACCAGUACUGCUGUAUUCAGUGCAGAUAACCCUUCAUAUACCUGGAGCAGUCUUGAAUCUAAAGCAGUUUGCUAUAGUUUAACAAAUAUCCCUGCAGUUUUUCAUCUCUUCCUUGCUUAUAUCAAGUGUAAGUUCUAAUAGUUUGACAAGGAAAAUUAACUGUGAACAUUUAAAAGGCACUUUCGCUGUGAUUUGUGGGUUGAGUGUAGAGUGUUUUCUACGGUACAAUGCAAUGUUAUCAUCUAAAAACCCCAGAUUUAAUUGCAGUCCAGUUACUUUUGUUUAUCUACCUCAUUUUUCAGUACUGUUUUAGGUGCACAAGUAAAUGUUGCCUGUGAAAUUUGCUUUUUUGCCUUGAUUCUUUAUGUUUUAGAUUCUCAAUCUGGCUUGCCUUUUUUGUCCUAGCACUCACCAUGCAUGUGAGUUGACAGGAACCAUCAUUCUGCCACCAAUCUGUGUUUAAGUGAUGAGUGCUAUGCACCUAUGUGGAAUAAAGUUAGGGGAUAUGGGGAUGAAAAGCAAAGAGAGACAUCAAAUUGGUGGCAAUAUAAGACUUAGUGGUGGAAAUUCAUUUUUCGAAUAAACAAAUGAUUCAAAUGUACUGAAGUGAGACAAUCUCAGUACCUGCAACUUCACAUGUACUGGUGAUGCUUUCUCAUCUCAGUGCCUAAAGGGCUAUGGGUUGAAAUUGCUUUAACUACCACAGUGAAAUACUUGACCUUUUAUGACAGUGACCCAUCUCCAAAAUAUUAACAUACUGCCUUGUAUGUUUGUUAUCUUAAAAUGGCAGAAUGCAUUUCAUUUGAAUCAUAGUUGGUAAAUAACGGUUUAGAAAAUUGCUUAUCUAAUCUCUGCAGUUUAUGGAGUUGACUUCUCUUUGCUGUACUUUCUAAUCAUUAAAAAUUCCCUUUCCCCCUUUAAAAAAACUCAGCAAAUGUUUGUAACUGGAUAUUCCUUGUUUCACAUGUUUACUGUAUAACACUACAUUUUUAAUAUUAGUAAAUAUUAUAUUUCAGUCAUCAUUUAUAAGUAUAUUCCUGAGGUAUAUUUGCCAUCCACUUGUGAUUCAGUUACCUCACAUUCUGUUUGAUUUAAAAAAGACAAAAACAAAAACCUGAGCCUUCUGAGAUGGUAUGCAAGCCAUUUUCUAGAAUAGAUUUUUUUCAAACCUGUAGUUUGUCCCUUUAUUUAGAAGAUAUAAGAGAAAGGUAUGUGUAUAUAGAAAAGGCUUUUGAUUUGCUAAACAUAAUUCUAGGGUUAAAAUUUUUAAAUCUAAUCCAGAUUAUAAAAUGAAAAUACUCAAACAUACUAAAAUUUUCUUUUAAGUAAAAUUGGUAUGCAAUUUGUACAGAGCCAUACUUUCAGACCACCCUGGAAAUAAUUUCGUGUGUGUGUGUGUGUAGGAUAAAUUUAAACAUUGAUCAGGGACCUUGACCAACUAAUAUGUGAAUGGGCCCAAAGUAGUAACCAGGUUAAAGUUAUUUUCCACUGAAAUGGUUGAAAGAGUGUCCAGAUCAACAGCUCCGAUUCUGGAAGGUUUUCUUUGAAGUAAAACAACACAAACUGUUUAAAAGUUAAAAAUCAGGCAAGAAGGCAAGGGAAAGACUGAGCUCUGAAGGAACAAUGCUUUGAAAUGCAUAUUUGUUGGCCUUCUAGCUUUUUUACAUUGUAUUUCUUUCCACUCUAAUUUAAGAUUUAAGGUUGAGAUUUGUAGUCUAGACCCCUCAGCAGAGAUAGUGGAUAUAAUGACUGAUCAGAAAGUGCAGUUGAAGGUCUGUCAUGCUCAAUCACCUAAAGCUAUAAUUUGUCUAAUACGAAUAUUAAGCAUGUAGACCUAGCGCAGCAUGGGAGCCACUCAGGAAGUUUAUGCAAUUAAACUUUCAUGCAUAAUUUACCAUGAAGUAUGUAGAAUUUCAGCCAAUUCUCAAUACUUAACAUUUAGUUAUAUAUGUGAACUCUCCUUUCUUAAUUUGGGAAUGUAGCAUUAUAUUAGGAUGCUAUUAAACUUAAUUUAACCCCUUUUAACAUGAUCUUUUUUUUUUCCUUUUUUUUUUUUUUUUUUUUUUUUUGUAAGCUAAGUGAUCUACCUUUCAGCAGUUGUCUGGUUUUGAUUCGAAACUGUGAUUUUUAUUUUAAUUACUACCCAACUGUUGUUAAAGAUUUUGUUUUCUGGAAUUUUUGUUUUGAAACAAAAAUAAAGGCUAUGUUAAAUGAGUAUGUCACCUUAUUAAA